AUGAGUUACUGGCCAGAACCGUUGCCCGUCAAACUGGAGUUCCGUAAAGGUGUGAUGCAUGUUCUCCCGGUGAUUGAUGACCGAAACGGUCAAUCACUGGAUGGUGUGGGCGAACCACUGGAAUUUGUGGUGCCCAGUCUGGCGGCUUAUAUGAAUGAUUACGAGGUCAUCCGUGCGUUCGUCGCUGAUGGUCCAUUGAAAUCCUUCUGCUAUCGUCGACUCACCUAUCUGGGUUCAAAAUUCUUGUUGCACUCACUGCUAAACGAGUCCCGCGAAUCGCUGGAACAGAAACGUGUACCGCAUCGCGAUUUUUACAACAUUCGCAAGGUGGAUACACAUCUUCACGCGGCAUCAUGUAUGAAUCAGAAACAUCUGUUGCGAUUUAUCAAGAAGACCAUUCGAACCAAGGCGGAUGUGUUGGUCUGUGAAGAUCACGUGACAAAAAAACCAAUGACGUUGCAAGAGGUGGGUGUACGUACAACUGUCCCUCAAUCGGUUCACAACAAUUCCUUUUUCUAG
Molecule: messenger RNA, 519 nt
Organism: Echinostoma caproni
Lineage: Eukaryota; Metazoa; Platyhelminthes; Trematoda; Plagiorchiida; Echinostomatidae
Source: the annotation of a GenBank genome assembly